ACUGCAGAGUGGAGAGCGAAGAAGAAGAAGAAGUGAGCGAUUUCUCAGCUAAGAUUCUGGUAAUAAUAAUAAAAAACAAAGCUUUGGAGUUGUUUGUGAGAACGUAUAUUAUGGAAGACAGCUUUAGUCAGUUAACUGAUGAUAUGCUCAUCAGAAUAUUAUCAUUUGCCCCAAUCAAAGAUGCCGUAGCUACUAGCAUUUUGUCAAAACGAUGGCUGUUUCUUUGGACACUAUUGACAAGGCUUAACUUUGAAGAUAGAUUUGUUGAGGAUUGCAUAUUGUCUUCGGAUUUCAUCUUUGGGUUUUUGCUAUUACACAAGUCACCAGUUGUAGAAACUUUUCAUCUCACCAGACGACGUUCUCAAUGUAGCGCUUUACAAAUCGAAUCAUGGGUUAGAUUCGCUGUUGAUCGUUUUGUGCGUAUGCCACUGACCAUUGCCGUAUAAGGUUACCAAGUGCACUGUUUAGAUGUGAAACAUUAGAGACUUUGGAACUCAAGAGGGUGAUUCUUUCGGAAGUUCCUUCUCGGGUUAGCCUUCCAUCUCUCAAGACGUUGCGUCUUAUAUUUCUGAAGUACGAAGACGAGGAAUCUUUUGUCAGGCUUGUAUCUAGUUCCCCUGUUCUUGAAGAUUUGGAUGUAAAGAAUUCUAGUAAGGACAAUAAUGGGAAGACUUUCACCAUUGAUGUGCCUUCCCUUCGGAGUUUAACCGUUUUUGAUAUGAUGGAAGACGCUGAUACGAAUGAUAAUGUGUUUGUGAUACAUUCUCAUUCUUUGAACCACUUGGAUAUUUUAGAAGAGUGUCAAGAGUGUGGUAACUAUAAUAUCAUCGGUGGUUUUCCCAAGGUUGUGGAGGCAAGGCUUGAGAUUGAUAGCCAAGGGAAUAUUCUGGAAUCUCUUACCUAUGUCAAACGUCUUUCUCUGUCUUUAUAUUAUGGGGCUCAGUAUCUUAUUCGUACCAUUUUCUUUCAGCUUGUAUGUUUGGAGUUCCACCGUUUUAGUGAGAACUGGGCGAAUUUGCUUGUGUGUAUGCUCCAACAUUCCCCUAUACUACAGAUUCUCAAGUUUGAAGACGACCAUCCGGGUUGCUGGGAUCCUGACGAGGGUUGCUGGAUUCCACCGAGUUCUGCUCCUGAAUGUUUGUUUUACCAUCUCAAAACCUUUGACUGUAAAGACAUUGAAGGAACACCAAGACAGAAAGAAGUUGCUAUUUAUAUUUUGAAGAACGCAAGGCAAUUAGUUACCGCAACUGUGAGCCAACAUGUCUUUGAGGAAUUGGAAAAUGCAACCAGGGGUUCAAGAUCAUGUGAGCUUACAAUGGGCUGAAGAGCAAAAUUAGUGUUCAAGGUGGAACAUGUUUGUUGGAACGUGUUUCUUCUGAAACUGAUCAAUUAUCUAUAGCUUAAUGUUAUAUAUUAAGGGUGGAACAUGUUUGUUGGAAGCAAAGGCAGAUUUCAAAUCCACGAUGAAUAAGAUGAUUAUUGUUGUCGUUUUUGGUUGUAUGAUCAUGGUUGGUCUCAUUAAGCUAAAUAGGAUGUGUCUUUAGGACUUGCGUGUUGUCUUUGGUUGUAUGGUCAUGUCUGAACCUUUGGGUUAUAAUGGAUUCUCAGGUCAAUGAUUA
Messenger RNA from Camelina sativa (false flax), 1619 nucleotides. Lineage: Eukaryota; Viridiplantae; Streptophyta; Magnoliopsida; Brassicales; Brassicaceae. The record is from RefSeq and is a predicted model, not a curated record.